Microplitis demolitor is the source of this 1479-nucleotide messenger RNA. Its product is annotated as tachykinin-like peptides receptor 86C. Bases 1 to 1329 code for a protein of 442 amino acids. The record is from RefSeq and is a predicted model, not a curated record. The transcript has 8 exons. Gene Ontology annotation, biological process: G protein-coupled receptor signaling pathway. NCBI's taxonomy places the organism in Eukaryota, Metazoa, Arthropoda, Insecta, Hymenoptera, Braconidae. Gene Ontology annotation, cellular component: plasma membrane. Gene Ontology annotation, molecular function: tachykinin receptor activity.
AUGAAUUCUGAUAGUAUAAAUAGAUUGUACAAUUGCACUGCAAAAAUACUCGAUCAAAAUAUAUCGAUAUUACAAGAAUUAAAUCGUAGUCAAUUGUUAUCAGUUCUCGAUCAAGUGUUGGUUAAUUCGGAAAAACGUGAAUUAGUACGAGAAAAUUUAACCGAGUGUUUAUUUAUUGGGCAAGAACGUCCCUUCGAUUUACCAUGGUGGCAAAAAUUGUCAUGGUCAUGUGUCUUUGCCAUCAUACUUGUUGUUGCGACCGGUGGAAAUAUAAUCGUCAUGUGGAUUGUACUAGCGCAUAGAAGAAUGCGGACUGUGACGAAUUAUCUGCUUGUAAAUUUAUCAAUUGCGGAUUUGAUGAUGUCACUAUUAAACUGCGGAUUCAAUUUCAUUUUUAUGCUCAACUCAAAUUGGCCAUUUGGCGUUAUUUACUGUACGGUCAAUAAUUUUGUGGCAAAUGUGACAGUUGCCUCGAGCACAUUCACUCUAGUUGUCAUAUCUUUUGACAGAUAUAUGGCUAUUAUGAGACCGCUGCAGCAUCAUAUGUCACGUAAACGUACGACAGUCGCGCUAGUUUUAAUAUGGUUAGCUUCAACAUUACUUGCGAUGCCAUGUUUACUUUACUCAACCACCAUGACUAGAAGAUAUUCCAAUGGCAAAUCACGAAUAGUUUGCUACAUGUUAUGGCCAGAUGGAGAUUACCUUAAUAGCAAAAGUGAAUAUAUAUACAAUUUAGUGUUUCUUAGUGUGACAUAUUUAAUACCAAUGAUUGUAAUGGCAAUUUGUUAUUCGUUAAUGGGACGUGAACUGUGGGGCAUUAAAUCGAUUGGUGAACAUACGCAACAUCAAAAAUAUUCAAUGAAAUCAAAGCGAAAGGUCGUAAAAAUGUUCAUAAUUGUCGUGACAAUAUUUGCAGUAUGUUGGCUACCUUAUCAUGGAUUUUUUAUAUUUCUAUACCACUAUCAAAGUAUAAUGGGCAGUAGUUAUGUACAACAUGUAUAUUUAAGCUUUUACUGGCUUGCCAUGUCGAACGCGAUGGUUAAUCCAAUCAUUUAUUACUGGAUGAACAACAGGUUUCGAGUCUACUUUCAACAAAUUAUUUGUAGUUGCUGCUGUUUAAUCGGCCGUUCAGAUUCGGAAAACUGUCAAACCCAAGAAAUGACAAGACUAAGACAUUCUGAUACCAUGCGCUCACAGUCAGGUCGAUUCAAAUCAAUGUCGAUACGUUGGCGGCACAGCACCGCUGAGAGCCAUGUCCAGACCUUCAGAAUGAACUCACGGUCAAUAUGUGACAAGAACCAUAUACACCAAGGAACAACUAAUAUCUGAGUGCUCCAAUCUGCUCACUAGCAGACCAUUGGGCUUUUAAACUUCAGUUUAACCUUUAUCUCGCACCAUUUUUUUUAAUCAACUUUUCAUUUCCAUCCCCCUGAGCUCCAACCCUUGAACUCGCCAUGCCCAUUCAGAACUCAAACUAUU